UCCGGUCUGCUGGGCGCUGGGCUUUGAGAAGUUAUUGUUGCGGUGGUCGCGAUGGGGAAGUCAGAUUUUCUUACCCCCAAGGCCAUCGCCAACAGGAUCAAGUCCAAGGGGCUUCAGAAGCUGCGCUGGUAUUGCCAGAUGUGCCAGAAGCAGUGCCGGGACGAGAAUGGCUUUAAGUGUCACUGUAUGUCUGAAUCGCAUCAGAGACAACUAUUGCUGGCUUCAGAAAAUCCUCAGCAGUUUAUGGAUUAUUUUUCAGAGGAAUUCCGAAAUGACUUUCUAGAACUUCUCAGGAGACGCUUUGGCACUAAAAGAGUCCACAACAACAUUGUAUAUAAUGAAUAUAUCAGCCAUCGAGAGCACAUCCAUAUGAAUGCUACUCAGUGGGAAACUCUGACUGAUUUUACUAAGUGGUUGGGCAGAGAAGGCUUGUGCAAAGUGGAUGAGACACCAAAAGGAUGGUAUAUCCAGUACAUAGAUAGGGACCCAGAAACUAUCCGCCGACAAUUGGAACUAGAGAAAAAGAAGAAACAGGACCUUGAUGAUGAAGAAAAAACUGCCAAAUUUAUUGAAGAGCAAGUGAGAAGAGGUCUUGAAGGAAAAGAACAGGAGGCCCCCAUUUUUACAGAAUUAAGUAGAGAAAAUGAUGAAGAAAAAGUUACAUUUAACUUGAAUAAAGGAGCAUGCAGUUCAGCGGCAGCAUCUUCCAAAUCAAGUUCUUUGGGACCAAAUGCAUUGAAGACGAUGGGGUCUGCAGCAUCAGUGAAACGGAAAGAAUCUUCUCAUAGUUCAGCACAGUCAAAAGAGAAGAAAAAAAAGAAAUCUGCACUUGAUGAAAUCAUGGAGAUUGAAGAGGAAAAGAAAAGAACUGCCAGAACAGACUAUUGGCUACAGCCUGAAAUUAUUGUGAAAAUUGUGACCAAAAAACUUGGAGAGAAAUAUCAUAAGAAAAAGUGUAUUGUUAAGGAAGUAAUUGAUAAAUAUACGGCUGUUGUAAAGAUGAUUGAUUCUGGAGACAAGCUGAAACUUGACCAGACUCAUUUAGAAACAGUAAUACCAGCACCAGGAAAAAGAAUUCUAGUUCUAAAUGGGGGCUACAGAGGAAAUGAAGGUACUCUAGUAUCCAUCAAUGAGAAGACUUUUUCAGCUACUAUAGUCAUUGAAACUGGCCCUUUAAAAGGACGCAGAGUUGAAGGAAUUCAGUAUGAAGACAUUUCUAAACUUGCCUGAGUUUGAAAAUUUGUUAACAACACAUUAAAAUUCCAAAGCAUCAAAUUGGUGUUCUCUAAGGCAUUAUCAGACUCUACUGUGUUAGGGUGUUUCUUUUGUAUAAAACGAAUAGAUUUAUUUAAAUAGUGCUGUAUAAUUGUUUAGCUAAGCUUACAUAGAACUGUAAUUAUGUCUUAUGAAGUAUCAGAAUUCUGUAAUUUUGUUCUUGCUUUUGUUUUUUUGUAAUAUUUCCCUGAGGUUUUUAAAAUCUUUAUUUAAAGAACGUUGUUGUAAAGUGUUUUAUACAAGACAAAUUAGAAUCAUAUAAUUGGAGGAAAUUCUUCAAUUGGAGAAAAUACUCAAAACAUAUUUUCAGGAGUAAAUUUGAACUGUAAAUAUAAUAACAGCUUUUAUUGAGAUAUAAUUUACAUAUCGUACGGUUCACUCAUUUAAAGUUUACUAUUCAGUGGGGAUUUUAAUAUAUUCACAGAGUUGUACAACCAUCACCACUAUCUAUUUUUAGAACAUUUUCAUCACCCCAAAAGAAAUCUUGUACCCAUUAGCAGUCAUUCCCAUGGUGCUUCUCUCCCCAGCCCCUAACAACCAACCUUAUCUUUGUCUCUGGAUCUGCCUGUUCUGUAAAAGGAAUCACUCAAUGUGUGGCCUUUGAUGACUUACUGCUUAUAUUAGCAUAAUGUCUUCAGGGUUCUCCAUAUUGUAUCAUGUGUCAGAACUUCAUUCGUUUUUACAAUUGAAUAAUAUUCCACUGUAUGUA
This is a messenger RNA of Choloepus didactylus (southern two-toed sloth), 1984 nucleotides long. It is a transcript of the gene KIN, whose product is annotated as Kin17 DNA and RNA binding protein. Lineage: Eukaryota; Metazoa; Chordata; Mammalia; Pilosa; Megalonychidae. The coding region runs from base 52 to 1230 and encodes 392 amino acids. Gene Ontology annotation, cellular component: nucleus. The transcript has 13 exons. The record is from RefSeq and is a predicted model, not a curated record. Gene Ontology annotation, biological process: DNA replication; DNA damage response. Gene Ontology annotation, molecular function: double-stranded DNA binding.